Messenger RNA from Mercenaria mercenaria, 694 nucleotides. RefSeq names its product ATP synthase subunit g, mitochondrial-like. NCBI's taxonomy places the organism in Eukaryota, Metazoa, Mollusca, Bivalvia, Venerida, Veneridae. Gene Ontology annotation, biological process: proton motive force-driven ATP synthesis. The record is from RefSeq and is a predicted model, not a curated record. Gene Ontology annotation, molecular function: proton transmembrane transporter activity. The transcript is spliced from 3 exons. The coding region runs from base 101 to 457 and encodes 118 amino acids.
GUACCCUGCUACCUUCUAGUAUCACUCCUGUUACUUUUAGUGGCCAAUGACCUACGUAGGAGAACCGCACUUCAUGUAAAUCAAGCGUAGCUGUAACAACAUGGCCGCAUUUUUUGGACGGCAAGCGACAAAGCUCACUAAUGCCUAUACUAGGACAGUGAACUAUAGUUCAAAGAAAUGGCCAAUUAUCAAGAAGUACGCAGCUGUCGAGUUGAUGCCCCCAACACCUGCUGAUAUACCAAGGGCCAUCUCAGAAGCUGCAUCUCUAGUAUCAAAAGCACAGAACGGAGCAUGGAAAAAUCUUACAAUUUCUCAAGCGACAGUGAACACUUUUGUUGCGAUUGAAGUAGCAAUGUGGUUUUUCGCUGGAGAGUGCAUCGGAAAGAGAUCCUGGGUUGGUUAUCCAGUACCAGCUGAUGGCUCUGUCUUUACAUAUGUCAGCUUCACGUAUGAUUAAUCAAGGACUGCUUUAGUUACUAUUGAGACCAUUUAUUUAUAACAUUUCGUGAACUGUUGUUUUUGGAUUUAAAAAAAAGCGGCAAAAAUGAAAAGAUGCUAAAUUUAGUAGUGCUGUUACCAGAGACAAGUACUUUGAUGUUAAAACAGUUUUAAUAAUUAUAUACAAGUGUUUCAUUGGUUCACAUAAACAUUUGGUUAUAAUUUUGAGUAUGAGUGAAUAAAUUUAUAAACUAUA